AUGUCUUUAGUAACAACCACCACCACAAACUCUAAAUAUGUACAAUUACUCGACAGCAACGAAUUAAAAUUGUCAGUUGAUGAAAAACCAACAACAACAACUCUAGCGACACCUGCAGCAAGAAAAUCAUCAGUAUCAUCAGUAUCAUCGGUAUCAUCACAAUCAUUAAUUCCACCACCUAUUUCAUCACCUCUAAAGUCAACACAACCUAUAUUGUUUAAACCAACAACAACAACAACAGGCAAUAUUAUUAAUAAUAAUAAUAGUCUCAAUCCAGUAUUUAAAAUCAACACUAUAGUUACAGCAGGACCAACAUUUUUAUCAGACAAUGAACAAAUACAUGAUCAACUACUAUCAAACAAUAAUCAAACUGGUGACAGUGAUUUUGAAGAUCAAGAUGUUUUAAAUGUAUCAACUACAAUAGAUAUACCUCUACAUUCAUCGGCAUCUUCAAUCAAUACUUCUUCUUUUCCACUGUCUUCUCCUCAAAAUAUUUUAAUUGGUGCACCAAUUACUUCAACCACAUCUACUAGCAGUAAUAACUUGAUUCAACCAUCGUCGUCAUCAACACAUCAAACAACCAACAAUAAGGGAUCAGUAUUAAAACAAUCAUCAGUUAGUAUUACCAGUAAUAGUAGUAUACUAAAGGCUUCUGGAGGUUUAAGAAAGAGUAGGGCAGACUUGCCUCAUCGUCACCAUCAUCCUCUUAAUCUUAGUAUAAUAUCUGACGAUCAUUUGGUUCUAGCAACCUCAUCUGAUUAUUUCCCGCCACCAUCGUCGUCGUCUAGUAGCGUCCUUAGAUCUGGAGCACCAUUAGCAGCCAUUCCAUUGGUUUCACUCAAAAAGAAGAGUGAAAGAAAGAAAAAAUCGGCUCUCGAAGAGGUCAAAUACGGUGAAGAGGAUGGAGCAGGACCAACCACUGUUGACGAUGAGGACGACGCAGAGGAUCAAGAGUUUGUUGGAUAUGACCAGGAUGAUAUUGAACAACAACAACAAGCAUUGGAUAUUUUAAUGGAAACUGACGAGGUUAUCCUCAUGGAUCUGCCCCUCCAUCGUCGACUAUGGGAGAAAAUUAAACCUCAUAUGGGCAUUGUCUAUAUGGUUUUCUCUGCCUUUUUAUUUUCUCUCUUGGCCCUUUUGGUAAAGUUAACCUCUAGCAGUGUAUCGUCACUCGAGAUUGCUUUUAUUCGUUCAUUCUAUGGUCUUAUUGGUUGUCUCAUCAUUUUGGGUUCAAUGAAGGUCAAUCCACUGGGUGAUCCCUCCAAAAGAGUAUUUUUAACUGUUCGUGGUUUCACAGGCACAAUGUCAUUGACAGCCUAUUUCUACACGCUUUCUGUACUCCCUCUAUCCGAAGCAGUAUGCAUCUCUUUUACAAGUCCCGUCAUCACUGCUGCCCUUGCUGCAAUCGUUCUCAAAGAAAGAUGGGGUAUUGUCGAGGCCAUAUGUGCCAUCUUAUCCCUCGUUGGUGUAUUUAUUAUUUCAAAACCUCCAUUCUUGUUUGGUACUCCAACGUAUAAUGAAUCAUUACCAGGUCAUUUAAGAUUAAUUUAUAUAUUAAUAGGAUUAGGAGGAGCCUGCUUUUCAUCAUUUUCAUUUGUAGCUGUUAGAAAGAUUGGCCCAGGUACCAAUCCAUUUGUAUUGGUACUUUAUUUCUCGAUUACAUCUUGCGUUGUGCUUCUUCCAUUGACAUUGUUAACUAAAAAGUUUACAAUUCCACAAGGAACCACAUGGAUCUGGCUCUCUGUACUAAGUAUUAUCGCACUUGGAGCACAGGGUCUAGUCAAUAGAGGCAUUCAACUAUUAAAAGCAGGUAAAGCAGCUUCGAUCAAUUAUAUUCAAAUCGUUUUCACUUUCUUUUGGGAGGUUUUGGUUCUCAAGGAAUCUGUGGACGUUUGGACCCUUUUAGGGGCAGCUUUAAUUUUGUGUUGUGCUGCUAUCACUGCUUUCAGAAAAUAA
Cavenderia fasciculata is the source of this 1956-nucleotide messenger RNA. RefSeq lists its product as uncharacterized. The record is from RefSeq and is a predicted model, not a curated record. Gene Ontology annotation, cellular component: membrane. The coding region runs from base 1 to 1956 and encodes 651 amino acids. NCBI's taxonomy places the organism in Eukaryota, Evosea, Eumycetozoa, Acytosteliales, Cavenderiaceae. The transcript is spliced from 2 exons.